Messenger RNA from Rotaria sp. Silwood1, 1014 nucleotides. The record is from the annotation of a GenBank genome assembly. Lineage: Eukaryota; Metazoa; Rotifera; Eurotatoria; Philodinida; Philodinidae.
AUGUUCACGAAUAAUAGUUCAACUGGGAAUGAUGAUUCUUUUAUUAAUGCUGAAAUUUCUCUACCUCGUCCUAUUCGUUUCUGGCUUUUUAUUUUAUCCGAUAUUCCAUCGACUAUCUGUGCUUUAUGUAUCAUUGUUCAUAUAAUUACCAAUCCUACUCAAAGACGUUCAUUACAUAAUCAUACAAUUUUUCUUGUUCUUAUAUUUAACUUACCCAUUCAAUUAAUUGAUAUUAGUUUUUAUCUUGUUUUUUUUCAUCAUGGUUCUGUAGAACCAUCUCAACCUAUCGUAUGUCUCAUUUGGUGGUUAAUUGAUUUCGGUUUUUACAUUGGAAGUAUUAUUCUAAUGGCAUGGCUUGCAAUCGAACGGCACAUUUUAGUUUUUCAUGAUCGAUGGAUUGCUAAUGGACGUGGACGAUUUCUUAUUCAUUACUUACCUAUGAUUAUUCUAGUUAGUUAUAUUCUACUUUUCUAUAUUAUAUGUAUUUUCUUUUUACCUUGCGUAAAUGAUUAUAAUUACACUCUGCCUGUAUGCAAUGGAGUUCCAUGCUAUCAAUCUUAUGGUAUUCUUGGCAUGUGGGAAUUCACUGUUAAUACUAGUUUACCACUUAUUGUUGAAUUCUGUGCUAGUAGUUCUUUUAUUAUACGUAUUGUACGGCAAAAACAACGUCUUCGUCGUUCUAUUCAAUGGCAUAAACAACGUCGAUUGACAAUUCAAUUAUUAUUAAUGUCAACUAUAAAUAUGAUAUUUAAUUUUCCAAUAUCUUUUAUUCCUCUUCUUCAUCAAUGUGGUCUACCACUGGAAUAUGGUGUUCAAGCUGAACUUUAUUUCUUUUUUCUUGGUUAUUUUGUAACUUUUCUCUUUCCAUUCGUAUGUCUAGUUCAAUAUCCUGAAUUGAGAAAAGAAAUUAAACAGAAAAUAUUCUGUACAACUGCACGAGGCCCUCCACAAACUACUACUGGUGCACCUGCACUGAUGGGUACACGAGUCGGAACUAUUGGAGGAUCAAUCUGA